AAAGACCAGCGUCCAGCAGCAAAAGAGGCGUAGCACCUCUUUGAUAAUGAGAGUGAGCAAACGCCAAUAGCAGCCGAAAUCUUUCCUGUAGAAUCUUUGUAUGCAGGUUGCGUUAAGAGUAUCAUCUCCCCUCCGAUCUCCACUCCACUCCCCACUCAACGAAUUCCACACCUUCGGAGAAGUGUUCGAUCUGGAGGAGGAGGCGGAGGAGAAGAGGGCAUUCACGAGCGGGGCUUUGGUGAAUCUUGUGGAUUUGGACGCCGCUACAUUCGCCACCGGCAUCAGAUGCGGAUCUUGCAGCUGGGGCUGUUGGUCGCUCUCGCAUCUGGUGUUUCCGCGAUCCUCAUCUACAUCGUCGGAGUGUCCAACCAAUAUGAUAGACUUAGGGUUACAGAAGAUGAUCUGAACGCGUUGAGGGCAUUGCAGAGUGGCUUUAAGAAGUGCGUGGAUUCCAAUGGUUUAGGAUUACAGGCUCUUAUAAGCCAGGAUUUUUGUCAAGUUAAGAUACAGUACCCCAGUGAUACAGUGUCAAAGUGGAGUGACCCUGAAACCGGAGAACCUGAAGGCUUAUCAUUCGAUUUCAACCUUUGUGAAGCAGCUGCCACUUGGGAGCAGGUUCGCAAUAGUUCUACCAUACUUACAAAAGAAUUUAUUGAUGCAUUACCAAAUGGGUGGGAGGAAUAUGCAUGGCGCAGGAUCAAUAAAGGAAUACAACUGGAUCAAUGCAAAAAUAGAACAUUAUGCAUGGAAAAACUUAGUUCAGUGCUUCCUGAAACACCACCUUUUGUCCCACGGCAAUUUGGACGAUGUGCUGUUAUUGGUAAUUCUGGCGACCUUCUAAAGACAAAAUUUGGGGAGGAAAUAGAUGGCUAUGAUGCUGUUGUGAGGGAAAAUGGAGCUCCAAUCCAGAACUAUACACAAUAUGUGGGGAGGAAAAGUACAUUUCGACUUCUUAACAGAGGAUCUGCUAAGGCACUGGAUAAAGUUGCAGAGCUUGAUGAAACGAAGAAGGAGGUGCUGAUCAUUAAAACCACUAUUCAUGACAUCAUGAACAAAAUGAUUCGGGAAAUCCCAAUUCGGAAUCAAGUAUACCUCAUGUUAGGCACCUCCUUUGGUUCUUCAGCUAAAGGAACUGGACUUAAAGCUCUUGAGUUUGCUCUGUCCAUCUGUGACACUGUUGAUAUGUAUGGCUUCACAGUGGAUCCAGGAUAUAAAGAAUGGACUAGGUACUUUUCAGAGUCUAGGAAGGGGCAUACUCCACUUCAUGGUAGGGCAUAUUAUCAGAUGAUGGAGUGUUUAGGAAUUAUCAAGAUCCAUUCUCCUAUGCGUGCUGAUUUUAGCGGAAGAGUUAACUAUCUGCCAAACAAAAGCACACUUGAUGCUGCUCGAAUUGCAUCUGAGAAACUUUUGAGGAGAGCAGGUGCUGGGACGAAUGACAAAUUUGGUGCAUGCUCUAUCAUGAAUAAGGGCCAGAAAGGAAAGUUUCCGACCAUUCCAGGACUGCGUGAACCCGCUGUCAAUCAUCAGAGAUAUGUGGAAGGUGCUUCCAUGUAUCCUCUGGAAAGAAACACCGGCCAUGGAAUGCUAUGUGUGCUACCAUAAACAAAGAGUAAUCCAUGAUAGCUCAGAAAUCAGAUCAAGUUUUGAAGAAGAUAUUAACGACCGGACUGAAAUCAUUUCAUUACGGGUUGAAUCUGUCAUAAGCUGCCCAAAUGAUGCCAAAGUACUGGUGCUCUACUGCCUCUACAAGGCCCCAUUGCAUUUGGGUUCCUCCUAAAGUAAGCAUAUUCAGUUCGUAUGCCUCAAUCUUUUUGGUAAAUAGGUGGCCUGAAAAAACUUUUAGACAAAAGAUAGAUCCACAUGAGCUCGCUAAAUUUCUUUGCUUUUAGUUCAUUCAUAAUUUAAUACUGCUGAAGAAAUUCAACAAUUAAAACAUCCAAGGAAGUGGUAGAGAAUUUCAUGGUCUUUGCUCGUCAUUCUUUUCUUAUAAUUUUCAAUACAUUUUUUCCUUUGUGCAUUUGCUUCCUGCAUGUAGCCAAUAUUGGAAAACUGCGUGUAUAGCAUUUCUUUUGUUUCGUUUUGAAGUAUAAUAA
Molecule: messenger RNA, 2093 nt
Organism: Zingiber officinale
Lineage: Eukaryota; Viridiplantae; Streptophyta; Magnoliopsida; Zingiberales; Zingiberaceae
Product: sialyltransferase-like protein 4
Exons: 12
Coding region: 286-1602 (438 amino acids)
Molecular function (GO): sialyltransferase activity
Source: RefSeq, a predicted model, not a curated record